CUUCCAGUAACAACAACAACAACAACAACAACAACAACAACAACAACAACUGCAACGACAACAUACAAAGAAACAAACAAACACAUCAGAAAUAGAGGUUAGUGCUUGCUGCUGCAUCUCGUCGAAUAGUUUAUGAUGAUGCGCAACAAGAAGACAGAGAAUAAGAUGUCACGUCGCAGGAGUUUGCGAAGAAACAAAAUUGUGCUGAAUACGUACAGUAACAACGGCAAGAAGAACAUGAAUAAAAAUGUCACCAACGAGAAAAACAAUGGUAGCAAGAAGCACCACCACAACAAUGAUGGCAACAACAAUACCACCACGACCACCACCACUGCCACCACAAACAACAACAACAACAUUGAUGAAAGUAAGAUUCACAAUCUUUUACCUGGGUUUUAUGACAAAACCAAGUCAACCGAACAUGUGGAAAAAUACAGGACUCCAAGCAGUGCUGUGAGAAUUGAAUCAGAGACAAAACCCACAAAUAAUAAUAAUAGUAAUAAUAAUAAUAAUAAUAAAAAUAUUACGGAUGUUGAAUGUGAGGAAUUCCCAGAAAUGCUGCCAUUUCCUACACCAUCGAGGGCAGUAGUGUUAUUGCAAGCUGCUCGAGCUUUUGAAGUGUUACAGCAUCCAGAUGACUGGCCCACUUCACUGGAAUCUCAUUUAGAUGAAAACCUAUUUGCGACCCAUGACUUAUCGGAUCUUUCAGAGAAGAAUGAUCUAGAAAUGCGAUUCAUAUUUGAUCUGGCAUAUUCUGCCCUGAAAUACCAGAGCGUUUUAAGCAACCUUUUAAGACAUUGCCGUUUCUAUAGACUAUUCCCAGACUUAGUUUCUCACCACUCCACUGUCAUGGUUGUUCUUUACGACCUGGUGAAGGCCAGAUUCGAAGAACCGCAAGUAAAAAGCAAUGAAACCCUGUCUUUGAUAGGAGAAAUAGAGCGAGCUGUUUAUUCAUGCAAGACAAAGUUAAGCGCUUGGUUAGCCAGACACCGUAUCAAGGCAAAUGCUUUGUCUCUAGAUUCUCUUUUACCUGAACAGGUACGAUCAAAGGACAAGAUUAGUUCACAGAUGAAUGUUUAUAUUUGGGUUAAUCAACUCAAAACGAGUAUAGAGAAAGUAAUAGAUAUCUUCUCGGAAGAGGGCUUCGUACUGACAACUGACAACACAGAACGAGGCAAAGUAUUUGCCAGAGAUCGUCAUUGUUCCGAUGUUCUUGUCUUCCCACCUGCUUUUAAAAUGUAUCUGAGGCAACACCAACUCUUUAAAGAUGGAAACAUAGUACUACAGGACAAGUCAAGUUGCAUUGCGCCACUGUCUGUGGCACCUUUGAUUCAAGAGGAUGAUGAAGUGAUGCAUGUCAACAUAGGUUCAGCCCUAGCUACAGCUCAUAUGGCCAGUCUGCUCUGCUCCAUCAAAUGUCGUAUUUGGGGCCUGGUGGACCCAAACCAUCUUAAAUCUGCUCAGAAAAAUCUAGAAUUUCUGGACAUCAAAAAUGUAAAACUCUUGACAGAAUCAUUCUUAGAUUUGUCUCCAGAUGAUCAGAAGUUUAAAGCUGUUAGAAUAAUCUUGUUGACAGCCAAGUGUAGUAAGUCUGCUUUAAACAGCCCAGUUGAUUUUGUGAUUAAUGAAGGCGAAGAUAUCAGUGUCCUGAAAACCUUAUCACGUGGUGGUGUCAGCAGGGAACAGCUGGAAGGUCUGUGUAAAGAGGAAAUGGAAUACCUCAAGCAUUCGCUUCUCUUCCCUAACGUGAAAGGUGUGGUCUACUUGACCAGAUCUAUCCAUGACCUAGAAAAUGAAGUGGCUGUAUCAAAGACUGUGGAAUACGUCAACUCAUUUGUCCACUCCAGUCAUUCCCUUUACAAAGUGGUUCCUCCUGUUUUACCAUUCAACAGAGAUGACAUUCAAAAUAAGAUUGGCCUUCAAGAUAAAUACAUCAAGUUCAAACCAUCAGCUACCAUGAAUGGUUGCUUCUUAGCAAUCAUUGCUCGAGGGGGCGAACAAAACCAUUUGGCAAAAGAAUUACCAAACUUGCAUUCGAAUAGCACCAAAUAUUCUGUAAGGAAGAAAAGCAUGAUUAAAUCAAACUUCCUGAGUUCUAAUCGAAAUAAUACUGCAAUUAAAACCAAAGAGAAAAUUUUGGCAGAUCAGAAACUCCUUGAAAUCUUGAAACCAAUUAAGACAAAUACCAUCCCUCAAAUGGUUCGUGGAAUUCAAACAUUCUCUUCAGAGAUUGGUAGAUAUUCAUUGGGCAGUCCCGAUAUAUUUGUGCGACCAAGUCACUUUCACUCUCGUUUGUUGAAUUCACAACAAGAAGACAUAGCACUGAAGAAAAGUAUACAGUAUCAGGUUAGGAAGAAGCUCAGCGUUGAUUCAUCCAACGAGUCGCUGAUACUCAACAAGACUAAUCAUCUAGCAGAGCACAAGAAAAUUGUAAAUCAUCCAAAACCAUUUCGAUAAUGAAUGAAUUCCUAACACAUUUGCUACUUGAAUAACUGUCCAUUACACACACAUGCACGUACACACACACACACCCACACACCUCUAUAUAUAUAUAUACAUGUGUGUGUACACAUAUCUACCUACCUACCUACAUACCUACC
Messenger RNA from Octopus sinensis (East Asian common octopus), 2600 nucleotides. Its product is annotated as putative methyltransferase NSUN7. The record is from RefSeq and is a predicted model, not a curated record. The transcript has 10 exons. The coding region runs from base 133 to 2457 and encodes 774 amino acids. NCBI's taxonomy places the organism in Eukaryota, Metazoa, Mollusca, Cephalopoda, Octopoda, Octopodidae. Gene Ontology annotation, molecular function: methyltransferase activity.